Danio aesculapii is the source of this 1459-nucleotide messenger RNA. RefSeq names its product HIG1 hypoxia inducible domain family, member 1A (gene higd1a). The coding region runs from base 106 to 405 and encodes 99 amino acids. NCBI's taxonomy places the organism in Eukaryota, Metazoa, Chordata, Actinopteri, Cypriniformes, Danionidae. Gene Ontology annotation, cellular component: mitochondrion. The record is from RefSeq and is a predicted model, not a curated record. Gene Ontology annotation, biological process: mitochondrial respirasome assembly. The transcript has 4 exons.
UACAUCACAGUGUUCCCGGCACGCCGACAGUCACACGCAGCAGUUGAACCGGCGAAAAAAGAGCAGCUUUUCUUCUCUGUAGUGGAAAAUACUAAUAUAGCCAAGAUGAGCGACAUUGGAUACGAAGACAAUGAGUCCAAGUUGAUGAGAAAAAUCAAACAGAAUCCAUUCGUCCCUGCAGGGAUGGCUGGGUUCUUUGCUAUUGUGGCGUACAGACUGUUCAAGCUGAAGAGCCGAGGAGAGACAAAGAUGUCAGUGCACCUGAUUCACAUGCGUGUGGCUGCACAAGGCUUCGUGGUCGGAGCCAUGACUUUAGGAGUUGUGUAUUCCAUGUACAACGAGUACUUUCUGAAACCUGCUGAAGCACAGAAGGCGCUGGAGCAGAAAGCGUUGGAAAAGAAGUGAAGAGUAUUGUUGGUUUCCUGAGAUAUCCUUCGUACCACCUCAUAUUAAGGUGUCCCUUAAAGUGUAUUUAUAGCGAACUUUAUUUACUUAUUUCUUUACACGGUUUCCUAUUUAAACGUCAAAUAAACCUCGGAUGAGGAGGUUUGUGUGUUUGAGGAAUGACAAAAUAGUUCCUAUUUUGAAUCUGCCAACUAUUAUUUAUUUCUCAUAUCAGUAACAAGCUGAUAAUCACAGUAUAAAAGAUGAUUUGUUUUAUUUUUGGACAGGUAUAGUUUCUUUAAAAGUUUUGCUGCUUUUAUUUUCAUUUUGUGCCCUAAUUUUAUGAAUAAGGUGUGGCAUGAAAACCUUUGUACCAGUUUAGAUUUGUUCUUGUAUCACUUAUAUAGAGUAUAAAAUUACAGCAGAGCAAAAUAAGUAAUGCACAUUUAUAUAACGCAUUUAUUGUGUAUUGCCAUACACCCAAAGCGCUUUACAAUUGUGUGAAAGGGACUCUAUUAUACGUUUAGUCAUAAUUGUGAAAAUUCAUAACACACUGAACCUAAUAUGGGGAAUUUACCCGUGUUAAAUUACUACGGUACUAGGAACCACUAACAGGAUAUUCAGGAGUUCAGUCAACGCACAGUUUUGCUUCAUCAAUUUGAAGAGUGAGUGAGUGAGUGAGUGAGUGAGUGAGUGAGUGAGUGAGUGAGUGAGUGAGUGAGUGAGUGAGUGAGUGAAUGAAUGAGUGAGUGAGUGAGUGAAUGAAUGAGUGAAUGAAUGAAUGAGUGAAUGAAUGAAUGAGAGAAUGAAUGAAUGAGUGAAUGAGUUAGGGAGUGAGUGAAUGAGUGAGUGUGUGUGUGUGAGAGAGAAAGAAAGUGUGUGAGUGGACGUAUUAGCAUGUUAUUUGGUAGAUUGAUUGGUUGUGCAUCUGUGUGGAGCGAUUAUUUCACUUCUUUCUUUUAUAUUUCGACAUAAAUUCACAAAGUCCUAGUUUUAGAGUGAGCUAUAUUUUGAGGAUCUCUGCUUCGGCUUUGUUUAUCUUUGCCAAUAAAAUAAAAAAAAUGUGUCAUUUCAA